Messenger RNA from Penicillium chermesinum, 837 nucleotides. RefSeq lists its product as uncharacterized. The record is from RefSeq and is a predicted model, not a curated record. NCBI's taxonomy places the organism in Eukaryota, Fungi, Ascomycota, Eurotiomycetes, Eurotiales, Aspergillaceae. Gene Ontology annotation, molecular function: ureidoglycine aminohydrolase activity. Bases 1 to 837 code for a protein of 278 amino acids. The transcript has a single exon.
AUGGGCGACAAGAAGGUCGGUGCCUACUACGCGCCAACAGGCGGAUUGCCGCCGCAGUCGCAGCUUCUGACAGACCGCGCAAUGUUUACCGAGGCCUAUACCGUGAUCCCCAAAGGCGUGUUCAGCGACAUCGUGACCAGCUUCCUACCAUUCUGGGACAAGACACGGUUGUGGGUCAUCGCGCGCCCACUGUCUGGGUUUGCCGAGACAUUCUCGCAAUAUAUCAUGGAAGUGCAACCCGGCGGAGGCAGUGACCGUGCUGAGCUAGACAAGGCGGCCGAGGGCGUGAUCUUCGUGGUUGAGGGCGAAGUCACGAUUACAUUAGACGGCAAGUCGCACACGCUCACCGAGGGCGGCUACGCAUUCCUGCCGCCAAACAGCGGCUGGACGCUCCGCAACGCGGGGAAGGCUACUGCUCGUUUCCAUUGGGUGCGCAAGGCGUAUGAGGCUGUCGAGGGCCUUGAUGCUCCUGAGCCGCUGUUCCUGAAUGAGAAGGAUAUUCCUCCCACGCCUAUGCCGGAUACCAAUGGUGCUUGGGCUACCACCCGCUUUGUCGACCCGAGUGAUCUUCGCCACGAUAUGCAUGUCACUAUCGUGACGUUCGAGCCUGGUGGCACGAUCCCAUUUGCCGAGACCCAUGUAAUGGAGCAUGGUCUUUAUGUGCUGGAAGGGAAGGCAGUGUAUCGUCUUAACCAGGACUGGGUGGAGGUUGAGGCUGGUGACUUCAUGUGGCUGCGUGCUUUCUGUCCCCAGGCUUGCUACGCUGGUGGUCCUGGAAAGUUCCGCUAUCUCCUUUACAAGGAUGUGAAUCGUCACAUGAAGCUUUCACGCCUAUGA